AUGAAUAAUUGCAUAAACUCCAAUACUGGUUUAGACCGUUGUUUGGAGGUCACAGCUUUGGAAGUUUCUGAAUUACUCACAGGAUAUUCAGCCAGUUGGUCUAGAGAAACAAGACGCACCUUGCUUCCAUUACAGAGCUUUAGAUAUAUGUUACCAUCUUGUGUCCAAAACUUGUGCAUACCAUGUAGGCGUCGAGCUUCUUUGAAAACUUCUCUUCUAAGAGUAGUAAGAAAUUCAGCAAUAGAAAUAUUACUUCCUUUCAAAGAAAGCUUAGCACGCCAGAUUUCUUGA
This is a messenger RNA of Parnassius apollo (apollo), 291 nucleotides long. The record is from the annotation of a GenBank genome assembly. NCBI's taxonomy places the organism in Eukaryota, Metazoa, Arthropoda, Insecta, Lepidoptera, Papilionidae.